Molecule: messenger RNA, 609 nt
Organism: Paramuricea clavata
Lineage: Eukaryota; Metazoa; Cnidaria; Anthozoa; Malacalcyonacea; Plexauridae
Source: the annotation of a GenBank genome assembly
AUGGCGCUCAAUUUCUACAAUUUUCAAGUCAUUCCCGAGUCCCAGCGACGUCGCAGUCGUAGAAUACAUGUGGACAGCAAGGAUCAAAUUAUUCUUCAAAUUUUCGAGAAAGUCGCUGGCGAAGAUGGGGUUGUGGAUGCCUUUGAACUACAGACCUUACUUCAGACGUGUUUCCGGCGCGACCUUGGUGAAUAUAAGUUUAAUUUGGAGACUUGUCGAAGUUUGUUGUUGUUGUACGACACGGACUGCAGUUUUUGUGUUGAGUUUGACGAGUUUUCUAAACUUUGGAAAGAUUUGAAAGCUUGGUAUGGUAUAUUCAAGAAAUACGACACGGACAAGAGCUUUGAUAUGAAUAAAAGAGAACUCAAUCGAGCAUUAAAAGAAGUUCCGGAUUUUAACAUCACACAAAAGACGAUCGAUAUUUAUGCUCGGAGGUUUGCGAACAAGAAUGGCUGUGUUGAUUUGGAUGAUUUUCUUCAAAUUAUCGCACGGACAAAAUGUUUAAUAAGGUCUUUCGAAAGGCAAAUGUCAAGACGCGGAAGUGUUGGCAGGAAUCCUGAAGCGAGGUUCUCCUUGGAGGCGUAUUUACAAGCAUGCAUUGUAACAUAA